Molecule: messenger RNA, 3718 nt
Organism: Dunckerocampus dactyliophorus (ringed pipefish)
Lineage: Eukaryota; Metazoa; Chordata; Actinopteri; Syngnathiformes; Syngnathidae
Exons: 10
Coding region: 834-2336 (500 amino acids)
Biological process (GO): positive regulation of DNA-templated transcription
Cellular component (GO): nucleus
Molecular function (GO): double-stranded telomeric DNA binding
Source: RefSeq, a predicted model, not a curated record
AGACGUUCUUGACGGCAUCGCUGUCGGGUGAGGGGGGGUCAUAAAUUGAGACUCCUUGGCUUGCACUGUACAAUAUUUGCAUACUGUAUUGCUGCAUAGCCCAAAGACAAUAUGACCCAGCGGUGGUUGCUCCUUACCCGAGUGUAAAAGGAGUGACAAAAGGACCUGGGUCACGGACACUUUGUUGACACUUUCUAGCACCCUCCGUCUUCAUCCAGCCGGCUGCAGCUGUCUGUCCACAGCCGCCAAGGGGGAGGUAAGAGACGGUUUCUGCCAUGGGACCAUCCCGGUUGCUAGUUAGCGGUUAGCUAGCCUGGUUAGCUCGUCGCUAACUCGCCAGUAACAAUCUCCAUUCUCAGCCAUUAUAAUGAUAUACAUUAUUUAUGCUCAUAUUUACCUGUGGUUGUUACCUAUACGAGAGUAAUACUUUCUUUUUAACACCCAAUGUGCAAGUUUUCGAUAAGUUAGCCAAGACGAGACAGUCUGCUAAGAGUCAAUAAUAACAAGUUGGUUUCCGUUGUCUUUCAAAAUAUAACUAAAGAUUCAUUUAUGAGUUAAACAACCAACACUCAAAUGGCUUUUAUUUUGAAACAAAGCGAAACGACUUCCGUGUUUUGUUUAAUUCAUGAUGUCUAACUUAAUAGUACCCCGAGCAGGCUCUAGGGAACCAGCCGGAGUUAGCGGGGUUAGCUUAGCCCAAUUAGCCUUCCGGCAAGUCAUCAUCAGCUGUCGUUUUGCCAGCAUGCUAUCAGCUCCUUAACCACCGCAAAGACACUGUGGCUGUCUCCGUUAGAGGUUCAAGCCGAGCCGCCGAGCAGUCCAGCCGCUGAGCCAUGCGACAGUGGUGUGUCCCCGUUGCGACCCGAAGCACAGAGCCACUCCCGGGGCGCCUCUCCUUGUCGCCCCCUCCGUCAGAUGCCAGGAUGGAGUGCUGCGAGGUGGAACCGCGCUACACCAUCGAGCAGAUUGACCUCUUGCAGCGUCUGCGCCUCUCAGGCAUGACCAAACCUCAGAUCCUCCACGCUUUGGAGUCUCUGGAGAGGCUCGACCCGGACCACCGCGCACCUCACUGUGAAUCCCACCCUGCUCCAUCCAACAACAACAACAACACACCCGCCACGGCCGCCCCGGCUCCCACUUCAUCCUCUUCGUCGUCCACCUCAUCAAUGUCACUGGCGUCGGCCACCACGCAGACCUCCGGGUUAGACGGCGCCGCCCUGUCCCCCAGCAACAGCUUUGAGGCCUCUCCUCCGCCCCUCUACCCCCCCGCGGUGGCCGUGCAGCGCUCAUUCAGCUACGAUAUGGUCGGGGAGGAGGAAUGGGACCUGGAGGAAAAGGUGGAGGAAUACAUGAGGAGGGAUAGCAACCUGGUAAAAGACGAGAUCAAAACCUUCCUCAACAACCGCAGGAUCUCGCAGGCAAUUGUGGGACAGGUCACAGGCAUCAGCCAGAGUUACAUUUCCCAAUGGCUGCUGCAGCAAGGCCUGGAGAUGAGUGACUCCAAACGCAGAGCUUUCUACCGCUGGUACCUGCUGGAGAGAAAUAACCCAGGGCCCAGGUGGAGCGAAAGCCAGCACAGUGUGAGUCCCACGCCCAGGGCCAGGGGAGGGGACAGAGACGGUCUGGUGGCGGGGGCGAGUGGCAGCCUCCCCAACCCAAACACCAACCUCAACCCCAACUCCAACCCCUUGUGGAGCAGGCAGAGAGAGCUGCUGAUGCAUUUGCUGCCGUGGUACACUGCCGCAGCCCAGCCAGGCGCUACUUUAUCGAUGCGAUCAUUGGUCAAGGAGGAACCGGACUGGCGGACGGGUAUCAUGGUCGGUGACAGGGCAACCAUCGUCGGUGCGCCGUUGAGGCUGCGUCGAGGAAGCAGGUUCACCUGGAGGAAGGAGUGUCAGUCCAUCAUGGAGAGUUUCUUUCUGGAGAACCAGUAUCCCGACGAGGCAAAGCGUGAGGAGAUCGCCAACGCCUGCAACUCAGUCAUCCAGAAACCAGGUUGCAAGCUGUCCGAGUUUGAGCGUGUGACGGCCUUGAAGGUGUACAACUGGUUCGCUAACCGUCGCAAGGAGAUGAAGAGGAGAGCAAACAUCGAAGCCGCCAUUUUGGAAAGCCACGGCAUCGAGGUUCCGAGUCCGAGCUGCCACUCAAAUGGGGAAGAGGCCGAGAUGCAGGAGUUUGCGGAUCAGGUCAAUCACAGCUUCUCAGAGCAGGAAGAGGCCUCCACCCAACAAGACCCCUCUGUGAGGGCGACCCCCGAUGUCCUCCCAAGCCCCGCCCCCCAGGCGCUGGAACAGAAACAGGAGGACCCAAAAAGGGAAACUGUGGAUGAAGAGUGACCAAAACUGGUGAUCUUGUUUGAAUUUUAAUCAAAAUACUUAAAAAAAAAAAACAAUUAAAAAAGGGUCUGCUUCCUCCUCGGGGGGCUGAAGACACCCUUAAAUAAAUCAAAGGGUGCUAAAAGCUGACGGGAAAGAGGCUGCCAUAUUUAUCGAAAGUUAUCACGCUUAUGUUAACAGCAAUAUACAGUACAAAUAUGAAUAUAUACUUGAACAUAUAUCAAUAUGUAGUGCAUUCCAAGGUGGUAUUAAGAAGCCUAAAUUCCAUAGAAUUACCUAAAGGAUACCUCACCCAUUUUAAACAUUUGUAUUCUUUGCUUCAUGCUUUCUUUUGGCACUGAGUGGUCAUAUGACGCAAGCCUGCAGGUCAGGUGACGCUAUCAGAAGUCUAGUUUGCAUGCAUGCAUGCGUGGGUGUGCGUGCAUGUGUGUGCGUGCGUGCGUGUAUGUCUGUCAUUUUUCUGGUGCUGGCCUCUGACCUCACAGAGUCGACUGAUCAAGUCUCUAUCAAUGUUUGCAAAGCCCUGAGGGACGCCUGGAAUCUCAGGGAAUCCAACAAUGAUGGAUCAAGAUGGUGAAGAAAUGUGUGUGUGUGUGUGUGUGUGUGUGUGUGUGUUUCAUCUUAUCUGCUCUCAAUCCAAACAGGAUGUUCUAUUUAUACAUUUUUUUAUUAGUAGAACAAAGCGAGGACUAUCCAUCAUGUCUUUGUUCAAACUCAAUGCUGCUCUCUGUGCUUUUUUUUCCCCUCAUCUAACCUCAUUUUCUCAAGCUGAAGUCAGCCUGUGAAGCUUCUCUUUAAAAGAAACGUAAAUGUGAUUGAAAAUCAUGACGCGUCCUCUUCCCUCCUUAUUGGAAUAAGCUAAAAGCUUCAGCUCCGCAUACUGCACUUCAAAGUGAAUCUCACUCUAAUAAUAAUAAUAUGCUUGUGUACAUAACCCAGAGGAUAAACAGCAUUUAUGGGUGCUUUUCUUCAAACUAACAUUAGCAAAAAAAAAGAAAUCAAUAUAUAUAUACUGUAGAAUUAUCAAACUUGAACUAGCAGACAACCUCUGUGGAGUUGCUCCCCAAAAUGUUCAUGAAAUGAACAAAGAUGCUUGUAGUAUACUUUAAUUGAUGCCAAAGGUAUGGAUGAUGAUGAUGAUGCUCAGUCCAACACUAGCCAACACUCCUAAAGAGGAAUAGCUCUGUACGGUGGAUGUGUUACAAGCCAUUCUUGUCACCCUUCAUGAUACACUGUCCUGUAGCAUUUUUGUCAGUGGGGGGGGUGAAAAAGACCAUUAUUAUUAUUAUUAUUAUUAUCAUUAUUGUUAUGCUCCUUGAUAUCUGCUUUUUAUCUGACAGUGAGCAACAAUAAAAAUAUUGUAAACAAUGGCCGUGCUGCGU